GUGUCCGAGCAUAGCUUCUUUCUCCAAGAAAGAAAGGGAGGCUCGCGGGUCGCCACGCACUCGGGUCCACGUCUCUUUUAGCCGCCGCCGUGCCGAUCCGACGAACCGACCGACCAGAAAACCCUAGCCCGUCGCGCCGCCGCCGCCGCCGCCGCAAAAUCUUAAACCCGCACGCCCCUCCCUUGUCCCCGACCUCGCCGGCCUUGGCACCAGCCAUGGCGUUCACCGCGCGCAUGAAGGACCUCAUGAGGAAGUACGGCAAGGUGGCCCUCGGCGUCCACGUCUCCGUCUCCGUCGCCUCCGUCUCCGGUAUGUACGUCGCCAUCAACAACAACGUCGACGUCGACGCCAUCUUCCGCAAGAUCGGCAUCAGCGCCCCCGGCACCGCCGCCGCCGACGCGGCCCUCCCCGCCCCCGCCCCCGCCCCCCGCGCCGGCGACGGGGCCCUCCCCAACCCCGCCCCCCCCGUCGUCGUCGGCCAGGGGGCGCCGCGGAACCGGACCGGGGAGCUCGCGGCGUCCAGCGGCGGCGCGCUCGCGCUCGCCAUCCUCUGCAACAAGGCCCUGUUCCCCGUCAGGGUCCCCAUCACCAUCGCGCUCACGCCGCCCAUCGCCAGGCUCCUCGCCCGCUGGAAGCUCGUCAAGAGCCUCAAGCAGACCUGAGCUGUGCCUUAUUGCAAGUGCUCUGGGAGAUUGCCGCAUCCAGUCCAGGAUUCAAGGUCUACUUUCCAGGGCAUCCGCAAUGGAGCAACGCCGUAAAUUACCCCACUCUGCCGUCUGGUGCCAUUGCACUUGUUUGAUUUUUGUCAGGACAUGGUUGCAUGCACUUGCAUCAAAGUUUCAUACGCAGGAACUCUUGUUAUCCCCUGAACUCAGAGGCGGCAACUCAUUCUCUGAAUUUUGUAACUUCUACAAAAAGAGAAGUUUGAGAACGGAAUAAGCACUAUGAUGAUUAAUCCAAGUAGAUUUACUUAUGUGGCUUUUCAAGAUUGUUGAUAUCACAUUCUGUUACAGACAUUUGGUCUGUGAUGGCAUGAUUGGAAUUCAUGCACAACUCUUUAAUUUGUUAAAUGUCUGUGAUAUGUUAUUUUUUUUGCCACGUAUAGCUCAUUAAUUUGUUCGAUAUCUGUGGUAUGAUCUGUUGAUUAUUUUUUGAUGCAUCAUCUGAUCUGGUUGAAACUCUGUACUGAAAAAUGUUCAUGUGACGUCUGAAGCACUGAACCUGAACAGACUGCAUCAAGAUUGGUGCGGCUCCAAGCACCGGUAGACAGUGGCCCUCCGAUCCACUAGUAUAGGCCGCCUUCGUCUCCUGCCCGCGCGCACGGUCCAACAACCAGCAGAGAACAGCCUCCGUCGAUCCCCCGCGCGCCUCCGUCUCGCUGUCGCCGCUUCAACUGCCGGCCGGCAGGCAGCGCUGCCUCCGACCAGCUCGCCCGGCGGAAACAUGAUCGUCUGCGUCGCCGUCGUCGGCCACCAG
Messenger RNA from Triticum urartu, 1476 nucleotides. RefSeq names its product transmembrane protein, putative (DUF1279). The record is from RefSeq and is a predicted model, not a curated record. NCBI's taxonomy places the organism in Eukaryota, Viridiplantae, Streptophyta, Magnoliopsida, Poales, Poaceae. Gene Ontology annotation, cellular component: mitochondrion.